This is a messenger RNA of Knipowitschia caucasica, 399 nucleotides long. NCBI's taxonomy places the organism in Eukaryota, Metazoa, Chordata, Actinopteri, Gobiiformes, Gobiidae. The record is from the annotation of a GenBank genome assembly.
AUGAACCACCUCCUCAUCAACGUGAGGAAGACCAAGGAGAUGAACCACCUCCUCAUCAACGUGAGGAAGACCAAGGAGAUGAACCACCUCCUCAUCAACGUGAGGAAGACCAAGGAGAUGAACCACCUCCUCAUCAACGUGAGGAAGACCAAGGAGAUGAACCACCUCCUCAUCAACGUGAGGAAGACCAAGGAGAUGAACCACCUCCUCAUCAACGUGAGGAAGACCAAGGAGAUGAACCACCUCCUCAUCAACGUGAGGAAGACCAAGGAGAUGAACCACCUCCUCAUCAACGUGAGGAAGACCAAGGAGAUGAACCACCUCCUCAUCAACGCCGCGCCAGAAAGCAAGAGACAGCAGCCACACAGAAAUGGAUCAAAGUCGACAGAAGCGUCGUAG